This is a messenger RNA of Boleophthalmus pectinirostris (great blue-spotted mudskipper), 2085 nucleotides long. Its product is annotated as docking protein 3. The transcript has 5 exons. Gene Ontology annotation, biological process: positive regulation of MAPK cascade; cell surface receptor protein tyrosine kinase signaling pathway. NCBI's taxonomy places the organism in Eukaryota, Metazoa, Chordata, Actinopteri, Gobiiformes, Gobiidae. The coding region runs from base 116 to 1528 and encodes 470 amino acids. The record is from RefSeq and is a predicted model, not a curated record. Gene Ontology annotation, cellular component: cytoplasm.
GUAAAGGAAACUUUGAGAGAAUGUUGUAGGAACUAAACUUUUAAUUUUAACCCUGGUAUCGCUUUGUGUACACCACAAAUUCUCAGUUGUACAAGUGAAAAACAGCUGAACAGAUAUGGAUGUCGUGUUCAAAGAGGGGCUACUCUACUUGCAAGCUGUAAAGUUUGGAAAAAAAAGUUGGCGGAAAAUAUGGAUGGCUCUCUACAAGCCAAGCUCCACAGGAGUUGGCCGGUUGGAGCUGUACACUGUUGUAGACAACAACACUGCUGCUAUGUAUGACAAUAAGAAAGCCAGAAAGGUUGUGCGCCUAAGUGACUGCCUCAGUGUCACAUCAGCCCCUAAAGAAUCUUGUCCUACAGAUUGUGAAGCUUUUUACUUAAACACCACAUCAGAGAUUUACACCCUGGCCUCUCCAACAACCCAUGACUGGAUAAGUGCACUCUGUCUUCUUGCUUUCCAGAAGGAUCCUGAAGAUGCAGACAAAGGGGCUUUCGAUAGAGGAAAUGGCCUGAUCAUGGAGGACAACGACUUGUAUGCAUCAUGGGAAAGUGCUGGUAAUACGACUCAACCACUAAAUGUCCACCUAGUGACUGUGCGCAGUACAGAGGCAUCUCAGAGGUGUAAGUUAACUGGGGACUAUCUGAUCUCACCUGAAGAUGACGCUUUGCUGCUGCUUGACUACAACACCUGUGACAUCAUCUACCGCUGGCCUUACAAGAUGUUACGAAAAUAUGGCCAAGUUGAGGGAGGAUUCAGUAUCGAAGCAGGCCGGCGCUGUGAGUCAGGGGCAGGAAAGUUUGUCUUCUUAUCCAAACAAGCGCAGCACAUUUUUCAGAUCAUCUCCCAACAGUGCACCGAAAAGACAUCAACUUCACAGCAGCACAAUAACCAAGCACCGUUUGACCAAUCUACUGUCCAGUCACCCAUCGCAGCUGACCCAUCAUGCUUCCAAGAUUUAUUUUCUGCUCACACUGAUGACAAAUCCCCCCAAUACUACUGCCAUCUUACUGGCUGUUUCAGUCAGUUAUCUGUGGACCAAGCUCAUUGCAGUCACAGUGGGGAAGCAGUAGGAGACGGAGGCGAGGAUGACCCUGGCUAUUCCCUAGAGGUUGAAGACUUAAAUUAUACUGCGGAGGAGAGUAUUUAUUACAACCUGCCGCUUUCUGUGCUGGGCCAAAUGAAAGACCAAUCUCAAGAUGAUUCAGAGAGCUUAUAUUCAGAAGUUAGGAAAGACAAAACAUCUUUAUGUCAGCCUAUAACAGUGCAACCUGCUUACAGUCCGCUUCCAAAACCACGGUACCAUCUACAGCAAACAAGGAGUGAUUCUAUGACCCCCCUCUGUGGUACUCAAGUAGAAGUGAUGGAUAAUGUGAAAGAGGAGGAGGGCAUCGUAUCCAUUGGCCAAAUUACCCCCUCAGAGGCCUCAGCUAGUUUUAAACAUCGUCUAGCUGAAAUCAUUUCUAAAGACCUGGCAAAGUUCCAGGCACCAGUCCCCUCUGGAGCAGCCAGUCCCACAUAUCCUCUGUAGGCUAUUAUGUAAACAAGAAAAAAAAAAAAAAUUAAGCCUUGCUAGAUAGUCAUAAUACAUAAUUAGCUACAGUGUUGCUUUUGAAGUUCCCACCUCUACAGUUACAUAUGCGUUGGGUUGCAAAUGUGUUCACUCUGGCACUGAUCAGUGCUAUUAAACUAAUAAAAGCAUAAUAUACAAUUCUAUAUAAAUAAAACAAAUUAAACAUAGAUUUUGUAGUGGUUUUCAGCAAAGUUCUAUAGGCUAAUUUAUGUUAUAACUGAAAUAGGUUUGUAUUACAAAAUAUGACUGAGCACAACUUAAUUGUACCAUAUAUUUAUUGUAGAAAAACAUGGUAAUAAAAUAAACAAUAUAAAUAUCAAAAUAAUUACUUUGAGGCACGUCACUAAUGACUAUCAUUGUGAUAUUUCUAGCCCGGAUAAAGUGCAAGAGAAGGCCUUGAGGAGUCGGCCUCUUGAUGUCCAUUAUAACAUAGCAGAGCACAUCUGAACUAUGACAGGAGAUUAUGCAGAACUUCUAUAAUAGCUGCAGCGUUUGUUCCGCUCACAUUCGCUCCA